AUGAGUGCCUGCGAAAAAGGGAGGCAGUGGCAAGUGGGUCUUCAGCUGUUCGAUGUUAUGCCGAAGGCCCACACGGCGCCAGACAUUAUCAGCUACAGUUCGGCGAUCAGCUGCUGCGAGAAGGGGAGCCAGUGGAACUUCGCCCUGGGUCUCUUCAACACCAUGUGCACUUCCAAACUCACUCCCGACGACAUUGUCUACAACGCGACCAUCAGCUCCUGUGAUAAG
Symbiodinium necroappetens is the source of this 228-nucleotide messenger RNA. Lineage: Eukaryota; Dinophyceae; Suessiales; Symbiodiniaceae. The record is from the annotation of a GenBank genome assembly.